Molecule: messenger RNA, 3078 nt
Organism: Fonsecaea erecta
Lineage: Eukaryota; Fungi; Ascomycota; Eurotiomycetes; Chaetothyriales; Herpotrichiellaceae
Exons: 2
Coding region: 1-3078 (1025 amino acids)
Biological process (GO): protein phosphorylation
Molecular function (GO): ATP binding; protein kinase activity
Source: RefSeq, a predicted model, not a curated record
AUGCCACUUCGCAAGAGGAGUUCGGCAGAGGCAGAGCGCGAACUGGCAUUAAAGAGCCUAAUCGGAGGGGAGGAAAAGGAGAACGACAAGUCAACCAAUGAACCACUGAGCUGGAAGAGUGUCCAUUCUCGACAAGAGAAAAGACGAAGUGGUGGUAUGUUGAUUACAGCGGUUGCCCCUCUGAGUCCUAUGAAAAGAUCGGAUGGCUCGAGGGCCGACGAAACACCAGGUUGUGAGAGUCCUUCAGCCAAGAGAAGAAGUCUUCACGGACCGGGCCUCGAUUUCAGCGUGUUCGAGUCCGACGGUCUGGAGAACGGAAUGUUCGGUGACAGACGAGCGCAGGAUGACAACGAUUGGUGUGUGGGCAACUCUUUACUGUCAUCGUCACGAUUUUCCACAAUUCCGAAGCGGUCGUCGUCAUUGAGGAAGUCGACCAUUCAGCAAAGACAGGUCGACCGGUCAAGCAAUUUCAAAACACAACAUGCCAACGAGGCGGACAAGUCUUGGUUGGACUUUUCUCCAGCAGCAAACCCCAAAAAGGAGAUACGAAUAUCGCUGGAUAACCACAUGAAUCCGUUCCCACGCGAUAGUCCCUUUCCAAGCCAAGGGAAUCUCUUGAGCGCGUCUAUCCACCCGGUGAAUGCCAGCCAGAAUGGCUCAUCCUAUCAGCCUCGACAUCCCCUUUCUCGAACCAUGACCCAAUCAUCGUCGCUGCAAGACGAGCAAGACGAUUCGCCGACUCAUGAACCGAUGCACCGCCCGAACAGGCCUCGUUCUCAUGAUUUUUCGAAAUCCUUGCCAGUCGGCUCGUCAAGGCCAAUUCCAUCGCCUGGAGACAACGAAUUCUCCUCCCAGGCUUCUUUCGCCACGCCAGGCAACUACAAAGCUGCCAAACCCUUGCCGGCGGCUUUCAUGUCGACUGGGCUCAUCUCGAAGAAGAACCGUAAUGUGGACGAUCCAAACGCGGGCCUACCAAAAGCCCACAUGCCAGAUACUCCCUGCAAGAAACAACCUGCCAUUUUCCAAACCGAGGAGAAGUUUGCGCCCGCCAAGAGUGCUGUCAACAGAAUCUCUCGACAAUCUUUUGGUGUCCCCCCGAGUCCACUCGAGGUGAGCCACGGAGCUUCCAAGGUCUCGGCCUUUCCCUUCUCCAAGAGCGUUGGCAUAUUCGGACCUCGCCCCAGUCGACACAAUUUGCUUCGGGACGGAAGUUUCGCAUCCAUCGACCCCGACGACAAAGCGGUCGGUCGUUCCCCAUUAAGUCGCGCGAAUAGUCAGUCGACAGACUCUGACUAUCCCCCGACACCGACCAAGCACUUGACAGAGCCUCAUGAUAGGAGUUCAGUUUCUCCAUCACCCCAUCACUCAGCCUUGUCCACCAACCGAGCUGUCGCUCCUCCGACCCAUGUAACUCGUUUGGCAAGCAGUAAGUUAUCUCCUAUUGUGGCAUCGUCAGGAUGCACCGAUGUGGACAGUGACAGCGCGAUGGAAGAUUCUCCGUCCGCCAACCUGAGACCAAAGUCGGCGCUGAAUGUCGUCAACCUGCCGGGCCCCUCUUUUACCCAAGGACGAGCUUCGAAAGGUCUCAGAGAUCCUCUUUCGACAAGGAGGGCACUUUCGAUCCUGGCCAUGUAUCCCCCUGCUUUGGAACGUGCUAAAAGAAUCUCUGUGCCACCAGUAAGCCCAAGAGUCGAACGGACGGACCGUGGAUCUCCUCACACACCUCUCGACAGCUUCUUUCCUCCUGAUCCGAGCGGCUUGACCAUAUCGGGACGCGCCGAACGCCCGCCGACGAGACAGAGUAACAUGGCACCUAUCAUUCCAGCGACACCAACUGGGCCGCGAGAGUACUUUACGAACUUCUCCAACCGCCCAAGUCUGAACCUUGCCUCGUUAGACGCGGCAAAUAUUGAUAGCAGCCUGACAUCAAGAUUUGACAAGGUUGACCUUAUUGGCUCGGGAGAGUUCUCGCAAGUAUACCGGGUUUCGCAGCCCCCAGAGGCAUCUCCAUUCCAUAAGAUCUAUUCAGUGUCCACCAGCCGCCCGUCCUCAAGAAGUUCUGUUCCUGAAAGAAUCUGGGCCGUCAAGAGAUCCCGGCAUCCUUACACUGGUACCCGAGACCGUCAGAGGAAGAUUCACGAGGUGGACGUGCUCAAAGCCCUGGGUCAUUCAGAUCACAUUGUGACUUUUGUCGACAGCUGGGAGGAAAACGGUCAUCUUUAUAUUCAAACAGAGUUCUGCGAAGAAGGUACACUUGACGUCUUCCUUGCGCAAGUCGGCCUGAAAGCGAGGUUGGACGAUUUCCGCAUCUGGAAGAUCCUUCUUGAGCUUGCCAUGGGUUUGAAGCACAUCCACGAUUCAGGAUUCAUCCAUCUCGACCUCAAGCCGGCCAACGUCCUCAUUACAUUUGAGGGCGUCCUCAAGAUUGCUGACUUCGGUAUGGCAACCCGAUGGCCGGCAAAAGCGGGUAUAGAAGGCGAAGGGGACCGCGAAUAUAUCGGACCCGAGAUCCUGAUGGGUCGAUACGAUAAACCUGCCGAUAUCUUUGCACUCGGUCUGAUCAUGUUGGAGACGGCUGGAAAUGUUGAACUACCGGACAAUGGUGUAUCCUGGCAGAAGCUGCGGAAUGGGGAUAUGAGCGACGUCCCCAGUUUGACGUGGAGUUCUGGAACCAGCGGGAUUUUAAGGGACUCGUCCGGUAACCCUGUGUCCAGAGAACAUUCCUUUGAAUUCCGGCUGGACAACGACCAGCAUGACGUGGAAGUGAUGGACGGCGACGAUUUCGAGUCGACUACGCCGGAGCCUUACCAAAAACCCCCACGGUUCGAACGAAGCGGCGAGCUUGUCGAUCCGCCUCAGUUUAUGGUGGAUCCUGCUCACGAACAAGCUCUCGACCGAGUUGUGCGCUGGAUGAUAUCCCCAGAUCCAAAUGACCGCCCUCUUGCCAGCGAGGUGCUCAACACCGAAGGUGUUCGGUGGGCAGAAACGAGGCGGCGCGCAGGAGCGACUGUCUUUGAAGGCAACUGGGGGCCUGCCGACGAAGUACUUGCUGAAGAUGCGGAAAUGAUCGAUGUCUAA